CAACGUUAAGAAGGAUUAGUAAUUUCUUCCAUUUUUUUCCUCUCUCUCUCUCUAUCUUCCUCAAUACCCAUCGCUCUAUUUUGAAGAGAGAGAAGUGGUUUGCGAUUAAAAAUAGAGGGGCGAGAUCUGGGGGUGACCCAUUUCUUCUUUUUUCCUUUCUGGGUUUUUGUCUAAUUUCGGAAUUCCAGAAUCCUCCGUCGUUCAAAAAGGGUUCUCUUCCUGUUCAUCUUCUUCUUACUUUCCCGCUUCCGUAACUGGAUCUUUUAGUUCCCUCUGCUGGGAGCUAUGGGUGUCGAGGUUGUUGGAUUCGAGAUGGUCGAGGGACCGGUGGAUUCGGUAUCGUUAGCAGAUAAUUCGGUUUCGAAAAGCAAGGAAAAUGGAGAUUUAGAUCAAUUGCCUGAAGAGAAUGCGCCCAUAAAGUUUGGUUCUCAUGAAGAUGAGCCUGUUAAAGAACAGCCUGAUGUUUCUUCAGCCUCGAACGUUCCGAAAGAUGCUGCUGAUGAAUGGCCUGCACCUAAACAAAUCCAUACGUUCUACUUCAUAAGGUAUCGACCAUAUGAAGAUCCGAAUAUCAAGGCUAAGAUUGAUUUGGCUGAUAAAGAGAUACAGAAAAGGAGUCAAGCUCGGUUUCAAAUCACCGAAACGCUCAAGGGGAAAAGGGCUGAAAGAGCAGAGCUGAUUACUCAAGUGAGGGCUCUGAAAGAUGACAACCGACAAUUUAAAUCAAUUGUUGAGGAGAAAAUUAAGGAAAUCGAACCUCUUAAUCAAGCUCUUGGCAAGUUCCGUAAUGCAAACAAUCCUGGUCGUAACGGUGGUUUAUGUUCAUCUGAGGAAGAGCUCAACGCUUCUAUUCAAGCUUUACAAUACCAUAUACAACACGAGAGCAUCCCACUUUCUGAGGAAAAGCAAAUUUUAAGAGAAAUUAAACAGCUUGAAGGGACAAGGGAGAAAGUUAUUGCUAAUGCUGCUAUGAGAGCCAAGCUCCAGGAUUCAAUGGUUCAUAAAGAAGCCAUCCAAGAUCAAGUCAAGAUUAUGGGUGGUGAUUUGAAUGGCGUGAGGAAGGAACAUCAAGCAGUUAGAGCCAAGAUAAAGCAAAUCGAGGAGGCUUUGAAGACAAUAGACGAUGAUAUUAAAACUUUGCAAGAUGAAUUAACUUCUGUUACCGAGAAGAGAGGCAGAACGUAUGAAAGCAUGCAGCAACUUAGGAAGAACCGCGACGAGGGGAACGCCCACUUUUAUCAAAGCCGAUCGAUCAUGAGCAAAGCUAAAGACCUUGCUGCAAAGAAGGACAUCAAGGCCCUUGAGGAGCUCGCUUGUGAUGAGGUCGAGAAGUUUAUGUCCCUCUGGAAUGGUGAUAAGGCUUUCAGGGAUGACUAUGAGAAAAGAAUUCUUGCUUCAUUGGAUGUUCGGCAGAUGAGUAGGGAUGGUCGGAUAAGGAACCCAGAUGAAAAGCCAAUACUCGCACCUGUAGAACUUGCGCCUCCUCGAACUGAGGCAGCACCAAAACCUAUCGUUAAACGAGCUAAGGAAGAACCGAAACCAGUACCAUCUGAUACUCUUCCUGCACAGAAAGUUGAUAAAGAAGUUAAACCCAAAGCUGGAAAGCCUUCACGCCCCUUGGAAAAAGAGGAUAAAGCAGAGGAGGAGAUCCCUGGCUUAGAAAAAUUAUCGAAAGACAUCCCUAAAGAGCCCGAAGUCGAUCUCGUGAAAUUGAAGGAAAUGAAGAGGGUUGAAGAAAUUGCAAAAGCUAAACUAGCCAUGGAAAGGAAGAAGAAAUUGCAAGAGAAAGCUGCUGCAAAAGCCUCUCUACGAGCUCAGAAGGAAGCAGAAAAGAAACUGAAGGACCGCGAAAAGAAAGCGAUGAAGAAGAUGACAGCAUCUGGGUUUGCUUCACUUCCUGACGAAGAAUCUGCUCAAGCUGAUGCAGUUGAGGAGGAAUCCAAGGAAUCCAAAGAGCUGGAAAAGGUGGAUGAAAAUGCCGAAGCUCCAGUUCCAGCCAAGACGAACAUCCAAAAGGAGACCCGUAUUAGGAGCCGUGGCAGCAAGCAAAGAGGGGUGGAUUCGAUUCCGAAAGUGAUUCGAAAGCGCAAGAAGGCAAACAACUACUGGGUGUGGGCUGCUCCUGCCGCCGCCGCCGCUGCGCUACUCGUGAUCCUUCUCUUGCUUGGGUACUACUACUACUACCUUAUCUAAAAAAACUAUGAAAGUAGGAGUUAGAAGAGGCUAUGGACGAGACAAAUUUUUCUGUUGAUGAGUGGGUUAGUAGAGGAUCAGGUGUAUUUUGAAUUAUUAUGUUUACUUCUGUUUAUUUCAUCCUUACUGGGGAUGAACUCAGCUCAUAAGGGUCGGCAUUUUAGUGUCAGGUUCACAGUGUUUACUGAGGUUGAAACAUGCGUUUGGUUCUUCUUCUUUCAAUGUAUUUUCCAAAUUUUGAGUUCGAUCAAUCUCCAUUGCUGACUGAUAUAAAAUCUUUGAGGCCUC
Messenger RNA from Cucurbita moschata (crookneck pumpkin), 2481 nucleotides. RefSeq names its product proton pump-interactor 1-like. The record is from RefSeq and is a predicted model, not a curated record. The coding region runs from base 286 to 2193 and encodes 635 amino acids. The transcript is spliced from 8 exons. Lineage: Eukaryota; Viridiplantae; Streptophyta; Magnoliopsida; Cucurbitales; Cucurbitaceae.